Messenger RNA from Phialemonium atrogriseum, 976 nucleotides. RefSeq names its product transcription factor gsfR2. The transcript has 2 exons. NCBI's taxonomy places the organism in Eukaryota, Fungi, Ascomycota, Sordariomycetes, Cephalothecales, Cephalothecaceae. The coding region runs from base 214 to 867 and encodes 217 amino acids. The record is from RefSeq and is a predicted model, not a curated record.
UUCUCAGCAAUCUCUUUCCAACAUUUCUGGAGUGUGCCGAUGCCACACCCUCGCCGGAUUCUAGUCUACCCUUGAUAAAUCCGGCGCGGCGGGUGACCGCUCAACAAGCUUUGGAUAGUUCUCGAUUUGUUACCGACUCUCAAGCAAGCAAGCAAGGCCAUCGCGUCCCGACUUCAGUAUGCCAUCGACAAAAUAUCGGCAGCGCCCCGCCAGAUGGUCCUCGAGAACCAGAUGCCUUGGUGCCAUGCCCAUCUCUACGAUGACGGCAUGGCCCGGUCGAUGCAAUAUGCGGUCUCGUCUGCCGCCCUACUCGCGGCCAAGAACGACGCCAAUGCCCGGGUGAUCCGCGAUUGCAAUGAGAGUCGACUUCAGGAUCUGCUCUCUAGUCCCCCCCCAACUGCUCCCCUGGAUGUCAUUGCGCGCGAAGAUGCCCUCUUUAUCUACCAGAUCCUCCGCCUGCUCGACACAGAUGCCCGCGUCCGCCUCAGCUACGACGCCACCAUGCCACAGCUUGAAGAAGCAGCCUAUGCCCUCAUCCCACACAUCGCCUUUCACGAACCUGCCGCCCCAGGCCAGUCAAGUCACGGCCUCGAUGUCCUGCCGCUGUAUCGCAUCUCGGCGGCGCGUGCCUUCUGGGGUUCGUGGGUCUUCCAGGAGUCGGUCCGGCGGACGCUGGCCAUAAUCUUGUUAUUCCUGCUGACGUAUCACUACAUGAGGGGUCAGGUGUUGACACAGCAGUGCAGCAGUGACAGGUACGCGUGCAGCUCAGUGACCCUGUCGGCGCACCUGUGGCAAGCGGGAGACUCCGUUGACUUUGCCCUCGCUUGGAGGAACAAGAGGCAUUUUGUCUUGCAUUGCGAAGCAUAAGUCGGAUCGUUCUAGGAAGGUGCCGCGUGGGCAGACAGGCAGACUGACGAGACAGAUUGGAACCCGUGACGGCGGUGAUGGCGGACGCCAAGAGUGACGACAUUGACGA